AAUUCAUUAGUUAGGAAACCGAAACUCUUCGACCACUCCUUUAUAAUUGCAUUGCCCGACAUUAGAUGAUAGCGGGGAGUAACGACUAAAUCGGAGGCAAUCGUAGUAGAUUGACAUCCCCACCCAAUUCAGCAAAGAAAGUGGGUAUCAAAGAUGGCUAACAGGGAUCUCGAAGUUCUGAAUGCUCUUGACAAGGCGAAGACACAAUGGUACCAUUUUACGGCAAUUAUAAUAUCCGGCAUGGGGUUCUUCACAGACGCUUAUGAUCUCUUCUGUAUAACGACGGUCACGAAGCUCCUGGGGAGGCUCUAUUAUUAUGAUCCAGCAACGGGAAAGCCUGGGUCGUUGCCCGCAAACGUGUCGGCUGCGGUUAACGGCGUGGCCCUCUGUGGGACUCUUGCGGGGCAACUGUUUUUCGGCUGGCUUGGUGACAAACUGGGGAGAAAGAAGGUCUACGGCAUGACGCUCCUGACGAUGGUGAUCAGCGCCAUUGCGAGCGGUUUGUCCUUCGGUCACACGGCCAAAUCCGUGAUGACCACGCUCUGUUUCUUCAGAUUCUGGCUUGGGGUUGGAAUCGGCGGAGAUUAUCCAUUGUCCGCCACGAUCAUGUCGGAGUACGCUAACAAAAGAACGCGUGGUGCGUUCAUAGCAGCGGUGUUCGCCAUGCAAGGAUUCGGUAUUCUUACUGGUGGUGCCGUGUCGAUCAUCGUGGCGGCUGCGUUCAACAAGGCUUAUCAUCGUCCUUCCUUUGAGGAAAAUCCGGGGUUGUCCACAGCCCCGCAGGCGGACUACGUGUGGCGAAUAAUUCUCAUGUUCGGAGCGGUGCCCGCCGUUCUGACCUACUACUGGCGGCUCAAAAUGCCCGAGACUGCCCGCUACACAGCCUUGGUGGCCCGGGACUCGAAGCAGGCGGCCGCUGACAUGUCGAAAGUUCUUCAGGUGGAUUUCCUCUCGCCAGACAACGAGCUAAAUGCAGUGACCACGACGACGACGAUUGCACCGGCCCGUGCAGAGCAAUUCGGGCUUUUUUCAAAAGAGUUCCUGAGGCGCCACGGAGUGCAUUUGUUAGGCACAUGCAGUUGCUGGUUUCUCCUGGACAUAGCCUUCUACAGCUCGAAUCUUUUCCAAAAGGACAUCUACACAGCCGUGGGAUGGUUGCCCGCCGCCAAAACAAUGAACGCCAUUGAGGAAGUUUACCGUGUGGCUAGAGCCCAGUCGCUUAUUGCGCUCUGUGCAACGGUGCCCGGGUACUGGUUCACCGUUGCCCUAAUUGACCGCAUCGGGCGCUUCGCUAUCCAGCUCAUGGGUUUCUUCUUCAUGACCGUGUUUAUGUUUGCUUUGGCGAUUCCUUACUAUCAUUGGCGAGGACACAAGUGUUCCAGUGGCUACUGCGGCGGUGACCACGUUGCUUUCGUGGUCAUGUAUUCAUUCACCUUCUUCUUCGCCAAUUUUGGGCCCAACAGUACAACUUUCAUCGUCCCGGCGGAGAUCUUUCCUGCGAGAUUGCGAUCCACAUGUCAUGGGAUUUCCGCAGCAGCUGGCAAGGCAGGCGCCAUAAUCGGAGCUUUUGGGUUCCUGUACGCCGCACAAAGCACCCAUGCAAGUGAAACAGAUGAGGGAUAUCCCAAGGGUAUCGGCAUCAAAAAGGCCCUUUUGUUGCUUGGUAUAAUCAAUGCACUGGGUUUUCUGUGCACAUUUUUAGUGCCGGAGGCCAAGGGUAAGUCGCUCGAAGAGAUGUCCGGGGAAAACGAAGAAGAACAAGAUGCCAACGCCGGAUCCUCUAAAACUGUGCCUGUUUGAACUUAACGUCGUAUAGUUCUGAGUUAUUAUAGUUAAUGUAUUAUGUGUGUUUCGUAGGCGCUUCGUUUGUGUCAUUGAAACGAAUCGUCCGAGGUGUACUGUAUAAUGGGAUAAAUGCGCAGUAAUCUCUUUUCAAUGUGGAGAUGUAUGUAUGUAGCCUGUUCACUUUCUUUGGGUUGAUAAUUGACACAGUGCCAUCUGGGUGUUUUUGUAAUGAAUUUUCCUUAUUAUGGGCUUCUGUUGAACCAGUCUAAUUAAUGUGAUCGGGAUCUUACAGAUUCUCUUUGUUGCACUUUCCUAA
This is a messenger RNA of Cryptomeria japonica (Japanese cedar), 2101 nucleotides long. RefSeq names its product probable inorganic phosphate transporter 1-3. Gene Ontology annotation, biological process: phosphate ion transport; transmembrane transport. NCBI's taxonomy places the organism in Eukaryota, Viridiplantae, Streptophyta, Pinopsida, Cupressales, Cupressaceae. The record is from RefSeq and is a predicted model, not a curated record. Gene Ontology annotation, molecular function: phosphate transmembrane transporter activity. The transcript is spliced from 2 exons. Gene Ontology annotation, cellular component: membrane. Bases 154 to 1800 code for a protein of 548 amino acids.